This is a messenger RNA of Aethalodelphis obliquidens (Pacific white-sided dolphin), 2426 nucleotides long. RefSeq names its product fibroblast growth factor receptor like 1 (gene FGFRL1). The record is from RefSeq and is a predicted model, not a curated record. The coding region runs from base 86 to 1597 and encodes 503 amino acids. Gene Ontology annotation, cellular component: plasma membrane. NCBI's taxonomy places the organism in Eukaryota, Metazoa, Chordata, Mammalia, Artiodactyla, Delphinidae. Gene Ontology annotation, molecular function: fibroblast growth factor binding; fibroblast growth factor receptor activity. The transcript is spliced from 7 exons.
GCGGCGAUGACCGCGCAGCGCGCCCCGCGGGCCCGGCCCUGAGCCCCGCCGCCCGCGAGCACCGCCGAGGUCCGCACUGGCCGAGAUGACGCCGAGCCCCGCGUUGGUGCUGCCGCUGCUGCUGCUCCUGGGGGCCCUCCCGCCGGCCACCGCCGCCCGAGGCCCCCCGAGGAUGGCGGACAAGGUAGUCCCGCGGCAGGUGGCCCGGCUAGGCCGCACUGUGCGGCUGCAGUGCCCCGUGGAGGGCGACCCGCCGCCACUGACCAUGUGGACCAAGGAUGGCCGGACAAUCCACGGCGGCUGGAGCCGCUUCCGCGUGCUGCCCCAGGGGCUGAAGGUGAAGGAGGUGGAACGGGAGGACGCCGGCGCCUACGUGUGCAAGGCCACCAACGGUUUCGGCAGCCUCAGCGUCAACUACACCCUCAUCGUGAUGGAUGACACCAGUCCAGGAAGGGAGAGCCCGGGGCACGACGGCUCUUCCGGGGGCCAGGAAGACCCAGCCAGCAAGCAGUGGGCCCGGCCCCGCUUCACGCAGCCCUCCAAGAUGAGGCGCCGGGUGAUUGCGCGGCCCGUGGGCAGCUCCGUGCGGCUCAAGUGCGUGGCCAGUGGGCACCCACGGCCCGACAUCAUGUGGAUGAAGGAUGACCAGGCCUUGACGCGCCCGGAGGCUGGUGAGCACAGGAAGAAGAAGUGGACCCUGAGCCUGAAGAACCUGCGCCCCGAGGACAGCGGCAAGUACACGUGCCGCGUGUCGAACCGCGCGGGCGCCAUCAACGCCACCUACAAGGUGGACGUGAUCCAGCGGACGCGCUCCAAGCCUGUCCUCACGGGCACGCACCCCGUGAACACGACGGUGGACUUCGGAGGCACGACAUCCUUCCAGUGCAAAGUGCGCAGCGACGUGAAGCCCGUGAUCCAGUGGCUGAAGCGCGUGGAGUAUGGCGCCGAGGGCCGCUACAACUCCACCAUCGACGUGGGCGGCCAGAAGUUCGUGGUGCUGCCCACGGGUGACGUGUGGUCGCGGCCCGACGGCUCCUACCUCAACAAGCUGCUCAUCACUCGCGCGCGCCAGGACGACGCGGGCAUGUACAUCUGCCUGGGCGCCAACACCAUGGGCUACAGCUUUCGCAGCGCCUUCCUGACCGUGCUGCCCGACCCCAAGCCGCCAGGGCCGCCCGUGGCCCCCUCGUCCUCCACCACCAGCCUGCCGUGGCCAGUGGUCAUCGGCAUCCCAGCCGGCGCCGUGUUCAUCCUGGGCACCGUGCUCCUGUGGCUCUGCCAGACCAAGAAGAAGCCAUGCGCCCCCGCGCCCGCCCCUCCGGUGCCUGCACAUCGCCCGCCCGCGACGGCCCGCGACCGCGGCGGGGACAAGGACCUGCCGGCACCCCCCACCCUCGGUGCCGGCCCCGGUGUGGGGCUGUGUGAGGAACUCGGGCCCCCGGCGGCCCCCCAGCACCUGCUGGGCCCGGGCUCAGCCGCCGGCCCCAAGCUUUACCCCAAACUCUACACGGACACGCACACGCACACGCACUCACACACGCAUUCGCACGUGGAGGGUAAAGUCCACCAGCAUCAACACAUCCACUACCAGUGCUAGGCUGCCUCGGGGUGGGCUUGCGGAGGUCCGGCCAGCCGCGCAGGCUUGGGGCGAGGCCACAGAGGAAGAUGGACUGCGGGUGCGAGGCGCCCCACGUGAGACACACACACACCUGGACGCACACACAUGCAUGACAUACCUCUGGACACACACACAGAAUUACACAUACACACACACACACACACACACACACUCUCAGACUAAGAAGCCUUUGGGAAGGUCUGUAUUGUAACUCUGCAGUGCGCAUGUAGCGAUGGGCUAGCUCAUGAAGGAAUCCCUUGGCCCCAUGAUAAGGAUUUCAUGGGGGCCAUGGUCACCCCCCCACCCCGGCCUGGCAGGAGAUCUGAGAGGCACCCUGGCUUUGCAAACCAAAAACUCCGACCCCUUCCCUACGCCUGCCCGCCUGUGUCCCUGCCCAGGCUAUUUUUGCCACCACCUGUCCUGGGUGUCCAGGAGUCCACCAGUGCCCUGGGCAGGGGGGUCGGGCGGAGCAGCCCUAGGCUCCGUCCUGAGAGGCCGGAGCUGGCUGGGGGUGCCUCCCGUCCCACUGCCAGAGAGAAGGGGCCCUUGAUAUUUAUAUUUAAGAAAUUAAGAUAAUAAUAUUAAUAAUGAUGAAAGGAGGGCUGGGCCACAGAGACUUGGCCUCUCCUGAGGCCCAGGACCCACCUGGCCUUUUGGCCACACUGGAUGUCCACCUCGGAGCCGGGCAUCCAUUGCCCCACUCCCCGUGGCGGCCCCAGGCCUCUGUAAUUUUAUAUAGAGUUUGAGCUGAAGCUUCGUAUAUUUAAUUUAUUUUGUUAAACAAGAAAAUGUGCAUCCUUUCCUCUAA